Clonostachys rhizophaga is the source of this 930-nucleotide messenger RNA. Lineage: Eukaryota; Fungi; Ascomycota; Sordariomycetes; Hypocreales; Bionectriaceae. The record is from the annotation of a GenBank genome assembly.
AUGAAGCUUUUGAGUAUCAUUAACUUUGCCCUGCUGGGCUUGGCCUCGGCAAGCCCAACUCCUACUGCCGAGGAGGAAAUGAGCCCUGCUCACCUCGAGAAGCGCGCGUCAAUCACUGACAGCUGUGAUAUUGGAUACGCCACUACCAAUGGCGGGACCACUGGCGGUAAAGGCGGUUCAACCACGACUGUUUCUACUCUCGCCCAUUCACCGCUGCUGCUGAAUCAAGUAGCACCCUUGUCAUCUAUGUCAAGGGCACUAUUUCUGGCAGCUACCAGACCCGUGUUAAGUCCAAUAAGAGCAUUAUUGGCGCCUCUGGGUCUAAUCAUUGCUGACAAUGGUGAUGCUAUUGGCAUCCAGGCCUCUACCAAUGUCUGGGUUGAUCACUGUGACCUCUCUUCAGACCUCAACAAUGGCAAGAAUUAUUAUGACGACCUGUUGGAUAUUACACACGCUGCCGACUAUAACACUGUGUCAAACACCUUCUUUCAUGACCACUACAAGGCAUCUCUGGUUGGCCAUAGUGACAGUAACUCUGCCGAGGAUACUGGUCACCUCCGUGUCACUUAUGCCAAUAAUUACUGGUAUAAUGUUAAUUCGCGUGCUCCAUCAAUCCGGAUUGGCACCGGCCAUAUCUACGACCAGUAUCACCUUGGGAUUUUGAGCUCUGCUAUUAACACCCGCAUGGGAGCCCAAAUCCGUGUCGAGUCGACAGUGUUUGAUAACUGCGCUACAAAGGCUAUCGUCUCAGAGGAUUCUGAUUCAGUUGGCUACGCUACUACUGGCGAUAUUUCUUAUGGAAGUAGCACCAAUACCCCCCCCUUGGGCACUCUCGGCUCUAGCGGAAUUCCAUACUCUUACACUUUGUACGGCAAAGAUAAUGUGAAGAGCAAAGUGUACGGCACGGCCGGCCAGACUCUAUUGUUCUAA